Molecule: messenger RNA, 9652 nt
Organism: Porites evermanni
Lineage: Eukaryota; Metazoa; Cnidaria; Anthozoa; Scleractinia; Poritidae
Source: the annotation of a GenBank genome assembly
UGAUGCCCAUUUACUUUGUGGUUGAAAGUUUGACUUGUUUACAGUGGAAUUCAGGCUGAAAUGGUGUUAAUUCCAUCACCAUUACAUGUGGAGGGCCAUGGACACAGCUACCUGCCCUUUGAAGUAAACCGAUGUCCUAUCUGCUUUUUCACAUUUCAGUCAAAGAACUGCACAGGGAGUUUCUUCGUGCUGGUUCUGAUGUCAUGCAGACAUUCACAUUUUAUGCCAGUGAUGACAAACUUGGAAACAGGGGGAACAAAGCAGCAGAGAUUGGGGUACAGUUUGUGUACCUGUAUGUAAAACUAGUGAAUUUAGAGGGGGACAUUGAGCAGUGAUUUUGUUACAAUAGUUAUUGUGAGUCCCAGUUAAGAAAAAAUGUGUCUGAAAUUGAAAAUGCUUCGGUCUUUAUGUAACCAGACAGUUAACCUGAAGACAUACUCCAAAACUCUGUAUUAAAGUAUACUGAAAUUAAAAUGUAGUCCUUUUAUUUUAAAGCGCAACAAAGGCUAAAAGAACUAAAUUAUGCAUCCUGAAACAACAGCCAUAAUAACUACCACAGAAAUUGCACAAACAGGAUAUUUUAACAAAAAAACACAUGUUCAGAUCAAUCGAUUAAUCUUUGUGUCUUAUGGGACGCAUGCUAUGUUAUUUUGUGUCUUUGGGGCUUUUUAUGCAUCACAGACACAGGACGCAGAGGUAACAAAAUCACUGCAUUGAGGGGUACCCAAUACUGCAAUACCGUAAGAAAAAAUGGCAAAUACAAAAAUACUGUGUCAAAAAUCAAGAAAAUAUCAAUACCACAUAUGCUUACUUGAAGUUGUAUCCAUCUUGCGUGUUAAAAUAUCUCAAGCAUGUAAGCACCAGAAAUCAACCUCAGCCAUUGCAAGAAAAUGUGGGAAGACCUCAAAUCUGUUGGUGCAGCUGGUCAUUGGAUGCAACAGCAAUUCCAUUGUAGAUGAAAUAUCCAAAAUUGUGCUAUCAUUUACCAUUAUGUCUAAAGAUUUAGGAAUAUUAACUUAAAUUAACCUGGCUUACUAUGUGUUUUGUGUUGCAUACUGUAUUGACUUGACAGAAGAGCACAAAUGAACAGUUGCCAGAAUGCCGUGAAGGAUCAUUUUUUCCUGAAUUUUUUCAGCCAAAAGGAUAAAAAACUGCAUACGACAGGGCUUGAUGAUACUGCAAUACUGCAAAUUAAAAUAAAAUUAAAGAAAUACUGCUUGAAAAAACUCAAUACCGUUAACCCUUAUGCCCCCUUUAAUUUAGAUGUGGCAAAUGCAGGUUUGGGAACUUGGUUUUUGGAACAUUCUUACCAUAUCAAGUCGAGUGGCAUUCAUUUUUUUAAGUAUUGUUUUGAUCAUCUUUUCAUUAACCUGCCCAUGCAGAUCCCAAUCCUUUCUACUUCUUGUGAUGUCAUCAGUUUUUUAAAAAGUUAAAACAGUCAAGGACAACUUUGUCUUCUAACUUGUGCAAGGUGAGGAGAUCUCUGAAACCAUAACAUAGUGAGCACAAUUAAGUUAAGGAGGCAGAAGAAAAAGGCCAAAAAACUAAAACCAAGUAACAUUGACUCAAAACUUCCUAUGAAUCUUGUUCCACUAUACUACCUACCUACCUCUCCUUUCAUUUGGUCUUAAGAUCCUAAAAGCUUUCUGAAAAGCUUUUCCCACUAACAUGAAGCCUACUAAAUGUCAAUCAAAAGGAAAAAAUGAGGCAAGAAAAGCGCAAAAGAAGAGGGGAGGAGAGAUAGCGACGUAAAAGUCGAGACUUUUGUGUCCCUUCUGAAUCCAAAACUUGAUUCAUAAAUUUUGCUUUCUGUGUAUGCCGGAAUUUCAACUGUUGAAAGCUGGAUGAGACGGCUGACAUUAAUUUUAACAGAAUAUGGCUCAACUAACUUCAAAAUGCCUUUUUUGAAAAAGUUUCCGGGAGAGAAUGAGUUACUUGGUAUUGUAAUAAAAUGCCUUUGCUUCCAGUUUUGAUCCGUUCAUAAAAAGGUGUAAUCUUUAUUCUUCGAUUCUUUGAAUUAAUUAGAAGGAUGCUGAUAAGAUGUAAUGAAGUAUGUGCAUUUUCAGGUGCUUUUUUUAAAAUUCAAUUUUUUGCUUCUUUUAGAUGAAAUUGAUUCCCUUCUUGGUAUAGUAGUUCUCAAUAGGCCCAAGUGCCCCCUUUCAUCCUUGCCCAAUUGAAUAUCAAGCAAACUUCCAUUAAAUCUUUAUAGCACUGUUUUAGGUAAACAGUGUACUGUCACUAUAAAGAAUUGGUUCACGUUCUUAAACUUCAACUUGUUUAAUCAGAACGUAGUGAACUCACAAGCGGCCAUGACAGUAAACUAUGACAAAAGCGUGCCGAGCACGCACAUGUCAAUACUAAAAUCUGAUUGGACAAUGCAAUAUUGUCACAGUCACAACAACCAUAACUUUUCAAAAAUGUUUGGAAAGCUAAUGUUAAGUUCAGCAGAUGGAACUCUCUGCAAACAGUGAUUUGUAACUUAUUAAGAGCUGUCACUAAGAUUUUAAGGCACAGGGUAUAUUCAAAUAGUAUUCAGGGAAUUGAAGAUGCAAGAAAGUUUUUUCCUGUUUUGUUUUUCCUUUCAUCUCCAAUGAAAGUACAUGUAGCUGAGGGUCCUGUCUGACCCUCAAUUACAGCCCUGUUUUUUUUUUCCCUGAAAUGAAUUGCCUUUUUUAAAAAAAAGCAUAGUGCUAUUAUGCAAAGAGGGAAAGGAAAUUUCAGAACCCUUAAAACCUCUCCUAGGUUACACCAUACCUCUGAACUACAUUUAUUGAGAUGUUUGGUUUAGGUGUACGGUUUUCAGACUAUCUUAAUAAUGUCUACCUUGUUUUCAUUCUUGUCAACAGUGCAACACCAUUAACCAAGCUGCCUGUGACAUUGCUUUUGAAGUAGCGAAAGAGGGAGAUGCUUUGGUUUGUGGCGGUAUCUCUCAGACGCCAACGUACUUGAGUGGCAAAGGAAAAGAGGCUUGUCAGAAAGAAUUCAAUAAGCAAAUUGAAAUCUUUGUGAAGAAUGAUGUUGAUUUCUUAAUUGCAGAGGUGUGGGGUACUUCUUAGCACAAAGUUAAAAUAAUUACGUAGUUGAACACCCAGGGGAAUGCUCAAAGUUUUUAUACAGGGAGACUCUACCCAGAUGUCUAACCCCCUUCUCUCUUAUACACCAUUUUUGAACCAAAAGGUACUCCUCAUAUACCUACCAUAUAAAAAAGAUACUUUACUCAAAUACAGCAAAAACCCUAAACUAAGAACCUGGUUUUUAAGAACCUGUUAGGCUCACCAUUAGGCUCCCUCUAUACAAGAUCCUGUUUAGCCUAAAAUUUGAAACGGGUUCUUGUUUUCUAAAAUCUGCGUAAAAAAUUCUUUACAAUAAGAAUAAAAUAAGUCAACAAUCAGGAUCCCCUUUGGAGACAAAAGCUGCCUUAUCACUUCAUCUGCAAUGUAAUUGUAUGCAAAUUUGAUAUAAGGAAUAAGCUGAAAACCACUAAAUGCUCUUAGUUCCAAUAAAUUUUUUCAUUGGAAAAUAACUACCUAUGAAAACCAAAACAGCCUAAAUUUGUGUUAAGUACCAUUUAUGUAAGAACCUGUUUACGCUAACUUAAGAAAAUGUAGGUAGUCAUGGGUUUUUAAGUUUACUGUCAGUAUCUAUUUAAAACCUCUUCUUCCCUUUCUGAACCCCUGCGAUGAAGGAGGAGAGAGUAAGGUGUCUGUUUGAUAUUUUUGAUAAAAGGCCCUUUUAGUUGCUCAGUUGAAAGAUUUAUCUACCCUUCAUAUGCUUAAACUCGUGGAAUCCCUACCCUUGUACAACCUGAAGCCUGAAAAAUGCCCCCUAAAGGGUUGAACUUUUACUGUCACCUUUCAUAUUAAUAGCAACCUUUUCUGCCCUGGCAAAAAGUCAAUUCAUUCAUUUGUGUUAAUGAGAACCUCUACACAACAGCACUGACCACCAAAUGUAUGUGUACCAGUGGGCAGCCAGUUGCCACAGAAACCUCAGUAACCAAAAUAGCUAAAUUUGUAAGCAAAAAUAAUGAUGUACACCUAAUGUACUCACCAGGGCCGAGUUGUUCAAAGCUGGGUUAAGAUAACCCACAGUUAGUGCGAGAUAUAAGUUCAGAUAUUAAUUAUCCGAGAAAAAUGCUUUUGAACACAAAAAAGAACCCGGGUUAAAUUUAACCCUGGGUUAAGUGCUAAUCGGCCUUCGAACAACUGGGCCCAGAUGUUUUUUGCUUUUAAUUCAGAAAAUGUUUUUGUCCUAAACAGAGGUGAAUUCUGUUGUGUAAUUUAAAACCUUAUGAUAGUGUUCUAUUAUUGUUUCAAAAAUACUUAUAAAGGGAGUUAUUGAAGUAUUGUUAUAUUCUUAGUACUUUGAGCAUGUAGAAGAAGCUGAAUGGGCAGUGGAAUCAUGCAAAGCCACAGGCAAACCUACUGCUGUUUCACUAUGCAUUGGACCUGAAGGGGAUUUGCAUGGUAUUCCUACAGGAGAAUGUGGAGUGCGCUUGGCCCGUGCAGGUAUUUACUUAAGUAAAAGCGGGAAUGCCCUACUUCUGUUGUGAACAGAUCGGAGUCACCAGUUAGUGUUGAGUGAUUAGGUAAUGCUUGCUUAGGUUAACUUGGAUGUAACAUAAAUGAUCGUGGCUUUCAAUUUAUUGCCUUGUAUUACUUAUUCAGAAAUUAUGUCUUUCUUCCCAACUCACUCAACUCCCUGGAGUAGCCUGAGUUCUUCUCUCGUACUGGCUAUCACCAAGGAGUAUUGACAUUGAAACUAACUAAAUUGAGAACGUUGAUUCAGAUACUGUAGCCAAGGUCCAGCUCAUUACGCCCCUCUGAUCAACCAAAUCACAUUUGCUUCUUUUUUUAGGCGCGGAUAUCGUUGGAAUUAAUUGUCACUUUGGUCCUGAUCAGUGUAUUGAAGCGUGUCGUUUAAUGAAGGAGGCCCUUGAUGCAGCUGGGAUUAAAAAGCAUUUGAUAGUCCAACCUCUUGGGUAUUUAACUCCUGAUGCUGGCAAGCAGGGAUUCAUUGAUCUGCCAGAGUUUCCUUUUGGUUAGUUUUGACUGUAGUUUGCUUUGAAAAUCAAUGGCAAAGUGUAGUGCAUCCCCACAGGCAACUACCCUUGCUGUCCAAGAAUAGGUUUUCUGCUUUGAAAUAAAUAUUACAGGAGCAAUGUUAAUUCUGCUUCUAACAACAUUUUUUAUAAGAAGCAACAAUAUUGCAGUCUGAUACCAAAUCAUAAUAUAUAGAUUUAGCCAGGGCUAAAAGCGAAGCGCUCUAUAAAAUUUAUAGUUUGUUCAAACAAAGUAUAAAAUCAUGUAAUGCUAAGCGGCGAAGGCAACGCCGAAGAACGGUGAAAAACAACAAUAGGUCUAAUUAGCGAAAAAGCAACUUUGCACGUGCAGCACACUUUUUUUGUACAUUUCUUUGCCGUUGUUUUGCACAACUACAACGUGAAACUUCCAGAAACUUCUUAGUUGCACGUUUUUUUCGUUCACUUUUUUUCACUGCCGCUCAUUUUCACCUUGCAUUGGUGGCCGCUAGCAUUUCUCAUUUUGUCACCGCCAUUAGAAAAUUUUCAUCUUGUUGUUCCAACAAAAAAAAGUCUCCUUUGUUUUUAAUCUCUCGCUCUAAUCUCUGUCGCCCUUUUUCUUGUUGAGCUUCGCUGGCCUGCCGCCUACUUUCUCUUUUUCUCUGUGUUUCUCUUGCUCUAUAUUCCAAAUUUGUGGACAUGACAAUUAAUCUAAGCUUAACAGUUUAGAAAACACGGAUACAGAGACAAUUUCCGCUUCCCAUUUUCCUCUUCAUUGACUCUUUAGUUGUUUCUGCUUUACAAGACGCAGGUAGCUAUGCGAUUUCCCGUCAAAAUAACCUCGAGUUGCAUUUGGGUUGCCAUACCUGUUGAUUGAGUUAUUUUACAUUGGUAUGCCUGUGGUGCGGGCAGUCGGUGUAUGGUCACGUGAUUACCAAAUUUUCUUGGAUGGGAGGCUAGGCUAUGUUGCAACCUACCAAUAUUCAUAGAUGUAGAUGUCUUGAAAAGUUGGUACACUGAGAAUGUUAACCCCCUUUCUAGCCCUAGAGCCUCGUGUAAUGACAAGAUGGGAUGCUCACAAGUUUGCUCGUGAUGCAUAUAAUGCUGGAAUUCGGUACAUUGGAGGCUGUUGUGGAAUUGAACCGUACCAUAUAAGAGCUGUUGCAGAGGAGGUAACUUUAAUUUCUUUGCUGUUAAAGGCUUAAGUAUUCUCAGAAUUAAAUACAUGUAUGUUGCUCACAGCUGUGUGGGUGGUUCAUAACAAUUUGCGAAGGAUCAAAAUUAAUAUUUUCUUGUUUUGUCCUGGACAGAUUGAGAUUAAGCUAUUUUAGGUAUUUCUUGAAAAAAUAGUUAUUGUCACACUAUAAACAAACGUAAGUUACAUCUCCACCAAGAGAUUGCCUGUAGGCUAGUGCUGCAAUGGAUGGGUGGUGGGAGGGGGUAUCUGUGUAUAUGUGCUGAUGUGAAGGGAUAAUGGCUUUCAAGGUCAUGCAGUCUUGUCUGGGGUAAGAAAAAACUUAAAAGCUUUUACAAAAAGAGGAACUUAAAAAAGCACCUGUGGGCUUUGAGAAUUUUGAUGGCUAAUAACCAAAUCUUAAAACCCAUAAUGUAUUUUAUUUGCACAAAACCAGUCCCCUCCUCUCCUUGCAUGGGCUUAGGGCAAUAUUCCCUCUAUUACAUUUUCUGGUGGAGAUACAUCAAUGAUUGAUAUAAUCUUGUAAAAGUUUAAGCAAAAUUAAUUGAUAUUUUUCCUUUUUAUGUUAAUGUCAGUUGGCCAAAGAAAGAGGAAAGCUGCCACUGUCUAGUAGCAAACAUGGCCAGUGGGGAGAAGGACUCCGAUUACACACUAAACCAUGGGUUCGUGCCAGGUGAGAAAAUAGAAAUUUUCAAAGCUAUCAGUACAGUCAAACCGCCAUGUGCAACUGCCUUCCAUAAGCAACUGUCGAUUCAAAACACCAAAAUUUUCUCAGUCAAAGCCUUACAGUUGGAACCUCUAGUAAACAACCACCUCCUGUAAGCGACCGCAACCACUUUUUGGGCUUGACGGUUAAUGAUAUUCCAUUGUUUUUAACCUCUUGUAAGCAACCACUUGACGUAUUCUCUGAUCUCUAUUUUCACUGUGUGCACUGUGUUACUUAGAAUAGAGUUCUUAAGUGUAAUGUCAUAAAAAUAUUAAAUUUGUGAAACUAUGGGAUUUUUUGGGUUAUUUUGAAAGAACAGCAUCCAAAGGCCUACUUGCCAAACAUUAGAAUUUUAGGGCAGAUUGUCUUUGAGAUGUUAGCCUAGUUAUGCUCUGAUGACUCCAUACAAAUCUUUCUAAAUUUGACUCAGUUCUUGACAUUAGGAACCAAGUCAAAUUUAGAGGGAUUUGUAUGGAGUCGUCAGAGCAAAAUGGUACUAGUAUCUCCAAAACAAUUUACCCCACAAAGGUACUUUUUGGCAAGUAGGCCUUGCAGAUGCUGUUCUUUCAAAAUAUCCCAACAAACCCCAUAAUUUCACAAAUCUAAUUCUUAUGACAUCAUCACUUUAAAACUAUAUAUACAAAGACCUUUAGUGAGAACAUAGAACUGCACAUAUCCUAACUUAGGCAUUGCAUGCAAUAAAUAUUAUCUUGCAUAAAGUAGAUGUGCCUGGGCCUCUUCUCGGAAGAGCCCCCUGUGGUUCUAUUCUCGUAAUGAACACCUCCCGUAAGCGACCACUCAGUCUUUGUAUUUUGGGUGGUCGCUCGCGCAGCAGAGCUUAAGGACAGGUCACACACAAAAACAAUAGGACACUGGACAAAACUGUUCUUGAUUGGCAUUUUAUUAUACAAAAUAAAACAAGCCAAGGAACCUCAAUUUUUUCUGUUCUGAACUUUACCAAAUUCCACCCAUGAGAAAAUAUAUUCAUGUUGAUCAUGCAAGGAGGACUUGCGUUACAGCAUAACCAAAUUUGGUAACGAAAUCACAAAGGUAUGCAAAAUCACGUGAUUUGAAGAAAAAAAAUGAAUCUCAAAACAAAGGGUUAUUGCAUUAAGAAUAUCGUGACGUGUUUUUGGAUGUUUUGAACAGUUGAUGGGAAAACAGAGGAAAAACUUUAGGACAGUGUAAAACUUAUUUGACCACUGAAAUACAUGGCAACUUUCUUCAGACUUUCCUCAUCUUAAACUCCUCUUGCCACUCGAUGUGUCUUCCAUCUCUUUUGAAGGUGGCGGCCUGUUGCUCGGGCUUCGUACCAGUCACAAAAUGCUGCUGUGUUAAAGCGUAGUCGGCCAGCAACUUCAAACACUGCCAUUUGGGCUUCUCAAAUAGUUGCUGGACCAUAUUUCUCGGCUCUUCUCCCAAGAGCCUGCCAUUUUCUCAUGUUCUGUUGCACAACAGCUUGAAAUAACUGUUGGAUUUGCCUCGUGGUCCUUAGGUGGUAGCAUUCGGCCAUCACAACUUGAAUCUUUGACUCUGUAAACUGCUGAUGUAUUAAAGGAUUACAGUGCUGUGUGUCAAUGACUCGAUUGAAGAAAUUGGACAAUAACUAGUCUGAAAACGGCCUUUACUAGGUAACCAAAACUUGUCAAACAAAUGUAACUACAGAUUACUCGUUAACAUAUAAACAGUCCUUAUGUAAUGUUUAGGAACAGAAACUACAUUUUUCGGCAUAUGUCCUGUAACCUGUGGCCUGUCCAGUGAUCUGCACUUUAGCCCCGCCAUCGCUUACAGAAGGUUUGACUGUAUUCCAACUUAAAAAUGUUAAGUAGAAGAUACGGGCUGAAUUUUACCAUUUGCUAUAUUUAGUAUAUGCCAAAAAGAACUUCGCAUAGUUUUCUAGAUGGGAGCAGGGAAGUCACCCAAAUAGUAAUCAAGCAGGAAGGUUAUUAUUUUUGUUUUAUUUUUUUCAUGAUUUCAAAGUAAAAAGGUUAAAUAGCUUGACAGGAAAUCAUUGAUAUACUUACAGGGCUCGUAGAGGGUAUUGGGAGAAUCUCAAGCCAUCAAGUGGUAGGCCAAAAUGUGCUGGUUUGUCCACACCAGACAACUGGGGAGUCACUGCUGGUGACAAAGACCUGUGUCAACACAAAGAAAGUACUACUCAGGAAGAGAUGGAUGCUGUCAUCAGCCAAGCCAAACAAAGGGCAGAAGUUGUAAAUGGUAGUCAUUGACAAGAGGUUAUUAUGGCACAUACGUGGACUUCUGAAGCCCAAAAAUAAUUAUAUAUACACACCUGUAGGUAGAAAAAUCCCUGUAAUAACCCAGACUACUUUUCAAGGUUAGCCUUUUAAGGUUCCUUUCAUAUCUGGCAUUAGAAUGUAGACAAUUACAAAGUGAAGAACAGAAACUUUCUUUUUUGCAACCAUCUCUCAUAACAAUGAGCACCCCUUCCAACUCACCGAAAUUUUCCCACCAGCCAAAAUACAUACUAAGGUUGAAAACUCUUGUGAACAACCACCUCUCAUUAGCAACAAAGACAACUUUUUGGGUUUCCUCUUUUCACGAUUUUCUAAUAGACCCUUCCAUGUGAUAAAAGCAAGCAAAGACAUUGCUCCACAAAGCAGCAAAAUUUUACAGACAUUUGUAUGGUGGGGCCCCCACCACACAGAUGUCUGUAAAAUUUGAUGACUUUGCGGAGCAAGUUAGUUUUUAACAAGUCACAUUUAAACUUGUCAUC